AAAUGCAGUACAGUCAGCGUGAGAAUUUGUGAGGGUGGAGUGAAAACAGACUGAGUGUAACUGUGUGUAACCCUGCUGUCAUGUGUGCUGCCCCAGGUGUUGACCUGCCUGCCCUGCAGGAGCACCUCUGUGGCCUGUGGAGCAGGAAAGAGCAGGAGGAGCUGCGUCAGUUUUUAGCGAGCAGUUUCUCACAGAUGCAGGAGCCCUUGGCUGGUCUGCUGGGCUUCCUGCAGGGCUGGCUUACCGUCCAGAAGGGCAAGUCCAGCACGCUGCACCAGUUCAUUCUCACAGAGUUUAUGCGCUGGAGGACCAGUAAUCCCCAGGCCAGUCUGAAUGGCCUGAGGGAAGAAGAGAGACUGCGUUUGCAGAAGAAAGCCCUGGGUCUCCUCACAGACUCUCAUCCCGGGUACAUGGACCCCCUGCUGGAGAUUUAUCAGCUGAGCUCACUGAAAAGACCACUGCUGCUGGAACAUGUGGACUUCCUGCAUGACUGCUGCUGCUUCAAAGAGGCGCUGAUGUUCGGUGUCAAAGUGGAACUGCAGAAAGAUCUGGACAUGGAGAAGAUGUGUGUUCCUCUCAUUCUGCUGGACAAGCUGUCUCUGGCGGAGCUGUAUGUGCGUGAGCAUCCUGACCUGCAGCAGCGUCUGGUCUCACUGCUGGACUCCUGGUGCGAGCCCAACUUCAACAUGCAGGCACUGCUCAGUCAGUACCCAGACGUGGUUCUCUCAAAACAUCAGACGGACCAGAUCCAGCCCAAGCUGCUCAGUAAACAUGUGUUCAGACUCAUGGAGAAAUUCUGCAUUGAUCCCGGUCUGUGCUCUAAUUCUGUCUAUAAGAGGAAGCUGGAUUCACUGAGGUUUCUCAUGUACAAAACCUUUGGCGAGAAAAGCAUGUCGGAAGAGAACUGGAGAGACCAUGUUCAGGCCUUGAUUGAAGGCAAUACAGAGCUCCAGGUUCAGUUGGUGCAGCUGUUGGUUAAACAUUGCAGCCUCCAGACUGCUGCCCAGUGGGCUGCACAUUACAACUUACCCAGAAACAGGCUUCCCCUAGGAGUCUGGGACAAAAUUCAGAGCCUCUCCCGCAAGAAGCAGCUAGAGAUGUGUUUUGUGAGCGGCCCACCCGAAUCUUGGACACCUCUUCAGUCUGAUCAGCAAAAAUACUACCAGCUGCCUCUGCCCAGAGAAAACGUCCUCUUUGUAGAGUCAUUAGAUGAAGUUAAGCAGUGCAGAGAAGCUGUUUUAAAGCCUGGUUGUGUGGUGGGAAUAGACAUGGAAUGGAGAGCCGGUUUUGGCACAGUAUCCUCUCAGCGUGUGGCUCUGAUCCAGCUGGCCGUACAGGAACGGGCGUUUCUGUUGGACCUUUGUGCUCACGCCAUUAGCCACCACAGCACCACAGUGAACUUCAUCAGAGCUCUGCUGUCAGACAAGAACAUCCUCAAACUGGGUUAUGGGAUGUCUGGAGACUUGCGGAGUCUGGUCAGCACGUGGCCUGAGCUCAGGGAAGAGCCAAUGAAAAUGGAAGGAGUUCUGGACCUGCUUCAUGUCCAUCAGGAGCUUCAACGGUGCUGGUUGGGAAAAAAAGGAUGUCGGUCAGUGGAAGUGAGUGAGGGACCAGCGGAGAAGGGCCUGAGUUUGCUAGUGCAGCAGGUAUUAGGAAAACCACUGAACAAAACCGAGCAACUCUCCAACUGGGAACGCCGACCUCUCCGGACCAGCCAACUCCGCUAUGCAGUCACUGAUGCGUACUGCCUGCUAGAUGUCUACCUCAUCCUCUCCCGGGACCCAAAGGCAUUUGGUUUGCCAGAGGACCUCCGCUCCAUUCCCUCAGCCCAACUGGCCAAGAGCCGUGAGGAAAAGAAACCCAAAGAGAAGAACAAGCAGUCUAAAAGAAGAGAGGCUCGGCAGAAGGCGAAUGAGCCCCACUCUAUGGAUGACUGUUUAAAGAUGACUUCGGAGUAUGAAGGGCCCACUAUUACACCACCAGAGCUGCGAGUGGUCUGUGAUAACAUGCUGCAGGGUCUGGGACGUUUUUUGCGCUGUCUGGGGGUGGACGUCAAGAUGCUAGAAAACACAGAUGACCAUAAAGUAGCAGCAGAGGUGAAACAAUCAGUCACCCGCUGUUGA
Sinocyclocheilus rhinocerous is the source of this 2123-nucleotide messenger RNA. RefSeq names its product exonuclease mut-7 homolog. The coding region runs from base 81 to 2123 and encodes 680 amino acids. The record is from RefSeq and is a predicted model, not a curated record. NCBI's taxonomy places the organism in Eukaryota, Metazoa, Chordata, Actinopteri, Cypriniformes, Cyprinidae. The transcript is spliced from 15 exons. Gene Ontology annotation, biological process: nucleobase-containing compound metabolic process. Gene Ontology annotation, molecular function: nucleic acid binding; 3'-5' exonuclease activity.